Lodderomyces orthopsilosis Co 90-125 is the source of this 2130-nucleotide messenger RNA. RefSeq lists its product as uncharacterized. Gene Ontology annotation, cellular component: MBF transcription complex; SBF transcription complex. Gene Ontology annotation, molecular function: DNA binding; transcription regulator activity. The record is from RefSeq and is a predicted model, not a curated record. Bases 1 to 2130 code for a protein of 709 amino acids. The transcript has a single exon. Lineage: Eukaryota; Fungi; Ascomycota; Pichiomycetes; Serinales; Debaryomycetaceae.
AUGCUUCCGAGUGUAUACCAUCCAGCAGAUCAUACCACCAGUCCAAUUGGUUACAAUCUGGACAAUUUAAGAUCACCAUAUUCUCCAACCCAGAAGCCAAGUAAUGUUUCCUCAAUGGUAUCGACGUUGGAUCAACGAAGGUCUACUCCAAAGCUACCAUCCAUCCACCAAUUAACAAGUCGAACCAUUGAAAGGAUAAGUAUGUCGCCAAAAGUUAAUCAACUCCAAGUGCCUCAGCAAUUCCCUGUCCCUUCUGUGCAGUUGGCAACACCCUUGCCACCACCACUGCUGGCGUUUCAACAAAAUUAUACUUCCACACCUACACAACCAUCAUAUCCAAUUGCUCUGUCGCAUAUACAACAAUUGCAUCCAUUACGCCUGCCCGUGAACAGACAAUACAUCUUUACUCAAAAUUCACCCGCAUCACCUAUUUCACCUAUUCUUUCACCAUAUUUUACGACACAACAAGGCGGGCAAGGCUACAGUCCACCAACUUACCCAGUGUCAUACACGAGUCCUUCAACAUCUUACUACUCAAAUAAUCCACAGUAUCCGGUCCAACAGUUGUCAUCGCCGUAUGUUCAACCUAAAAUUCCAGUCGGGGUAUCCCAACAAUCUCGGUCAAGCGACACAUCAAAGACUAGUUCCGUGGUUAAAACGAUCUCCAAAAUCAAAAAGCCCGGCAAACAAGCCAGAAGAAGAAGAAAAAAGUCCACAUCGAACGGGUCACACACCAAACUACAUACCAAAACUGGAUCACUGAUCUACAACAGGAAACCAAGGCAAACUUUAGUCUUUAAUGAAAAUUCGAUCCAUUAUCCUGUGCACAGAGAUCUAACCAGGUUGAUAAAUACCAACAAGAUCCCUUCUUCAGUCGUGCAACAACUAAAUACAACUAUUUAUUGCCAAAUUGAUACUAAGAAAUAUUCCACUUCCGCCUUAGAUUCACAAAGAAACUUUCUCACUGUAUUUGAGUAUACGGUCAAUGAUCACUGGGUAAUAUGGGAUUACGAAACUGGGUUUGUUCAUUUGACGGGGAUUUGGAAGGCAUCUUUAAAUGUUGAUGGUGAAGCUCCGCCAUGUGCUUCGCAUUUCAAAGCUGAUAUUGUGAAAUUGCUCGAAUCAACGCCAAAACAAUACCAGGCUUAUAUCAAGCGUAUUAGAGGUGGCUUCUUGAAAAUUCAAGGGACUUGGUUACCUUUCAAGUUGUGCAAGAUAUUAGCAAGAAGGUUUUGCUACAAUAUUAGAUUUUCUUUAAUACCAAUUUUUGGCCCAGAUUUUCCCGAAGCGUGUUUGCAUCCUAAUGAUCCGGGCUAUGGUGAGUUGAAGUUGGAUGACUUAAAGAACUAUGAGCAAGGUGAUUUGCCAGAACCUGCAGAUGGUGAGAAUACGAAUGAAGGUUAUCAAGAACAACUCGCAGGUACUCAGAAAACUAUGGAGACAAAAAGUACUAUACUUCCUGCGGACCAUCUACAACCUUUACAAUCACCCAUUCUGAAGCAAUCUGCUAACUUAGCUUCACCUGUUAGUACGAACAGUGGUUCAUCAAAGUUUGUCGAUGUUGAACAGCUUCCACCUGUGGGUACUUUUUCAUCACCAUCAACAGGUCCUACAGCUUCUGGACAGGAGACUGAACAUGGCCGUCUGCAACAAGCAAACUCAUACGAACGACAAAGUUGCUUGCCUUUAGCUUCUACGACCUUCCUCAAAAGUCUCGAUCAACAUGGUUCGACCUCAACGAGCAGUGAGUCGUUAAAUUCGGUGUUUACGCAGAAAUCACCUACUCAAUUAACUGCCCAAAGCAAAGCACAAUCUUAUAGUGACUUACUUGAGAUUGUUAAUGCUUCCAAGUGCCUUCAAUUGUUGAGGCAGGAGCAGGGCAACACGAAAAUACUUCUGUCACCACUUGAGCGUUCUAGUAGUAGCCACUCAGGGAAGCUUGUUGCAUGGGAAGAUGAAACUGAUGAUGAGGUUGAUGACAUGACUAGCAAGAUUCGUUCUACUAAACAGAUUAAUCACAAAUUAGACGAUGGCAUUUCAUCAAUUUUGAUAGCUGCUGAACUAAAUAAGUCAUUUGCAUACAGCUCUGAUCUCAGAUCAAGCAUGAGUAUUAAAGAUUUGUCAACAUAG